Baudoinia panamericana UAMH 10762 is the source of this 687-nucleotide messenger RNA. RefSeq lists its product as uncharacterized. The transcript has 2 exons. NCBI's taxonomy places the organism in Eukaryota, Fungi, Ascomycota, Dothideomycetes, Mycosphaerellales, Teratosphaeriaceae. The record is from RefSeq and is a predicted model, not a curated record. The coding region runs from base 132 to 554 and encodes 140 amino acids.
AGCAUGCGUCAAGUUUGCAUGAGCAACGGUACUGUGCUUUCACCACGCUUAACAGCUCAAACUCGCUCUCUGCCAGUUCCUACACAUCAUCCAUACAAACUCCACGCACUCUAGUCUCGAUCACCAUAGUCAUGACUUCUCCAUCACCGUCCGAGUUCUUGACGUUCUACCGCCGCCUGACAGCAACGCAGUGUCUUCGCCAUCGGAAACUUGCACAGCUGCCAAGGAGACAAUUCGCGGUCUCGAGUAUUCAACGAGCAAGCACAUCAAACCCAAACGCCGUGACCGACAGCGGCACUCAGCAUGACACUGGGGCCGGUGAGGGAGAGGGCGCCAGCAGAGAGCAUGCUGUUGACAAGGGCAACAAGAAAGACCCAAAUCUUCAGUCAUACGAGGCCACUCGCGCUAGAGACGCGAAGGCAGAAGAUACCGGUGGACAGGCUGUGAGGCAGGCGGACGAGCGCAACAGCACUGCUCGAGCGAAGAAAGAUCACCCGGAAGCACCCGAUGUCGUGAUAGGCAUGCAAGAUGAGAGAGGUGGAAAGGGCGCAUGAGCUCAUUCGGUCAACUGCAUUGCGGGUGGCAUUGUAACAACAGGGUGGCGCAGUCUUGGCAGCAUACGAAUGCUAACUGGAGGCAGCGAUGUUCAAUAGCAGUAACCAGAAGGUUCUAACCUAUUCAAGCACA